UAGACCCAGAUUUAGAAGACUAAGUGAUAUCCGAUAUCAAAAUAAACACAAAACAGCUGAUUAAUUACACUGAUUUGUUAAAUUUAGAUCUCUAGAAGUGUAGUCUAUUGUCUAGAUCUAGAUUAUCUAAAUACCUAUAAAUUAGAUUUAUUAGUAGUAUAAAUACUAGAUAUCUAACUAUACCUAUAGUCUAGCUAGUAUUAGUAUUGUAAGUAAUCUAUAGACUAAACUUACAGUACUUUGAGUGACUUUGAGUAAGUUACAGUCACUACUAACUUUAAACUUAGUAAUGUAACUAGUUUAACUAGGACUCUAGAAACUCUAGUAAGACUAGUACUAGUAGAUCUACUCUCUACUCAUCUAGUCCGGGCUCUAGUCUAGAUCUAGAUCAAAGUCUAAUUCCCCCCUCCCCCCCCCCAAAAAAAAUAUAUCUAGACUAGAUUCUAUAUCUAGAUACACAUACUGACAUACAGAGUUCAGAGUGUAACACUAAAAGUCUAGAUUUAAAGUUUUCUUGCACCACCUCCGUGCCUUGAAUAACAAUAACAGUAAGCUGAGUAAUGAGUAAGAGUUAAAAGGAUAGGCUACUUUUUAUGUUGUCAGAAUAUCAUGGAAGACAUAGAAGAUUUAAAAAUAAUCAUUAGCUCUCUCAGAGAUGUCUUUAUGGAAUAUUUACGUCCAGAUGUCCUUGACAUUCUUGCAAGUAAAAGUGAAAUGUUAAAUUUAAGUUUGAAAAGUCAAAUUGAAAAGUACCAAGAAGAAUCUAAAGAACAACAGAAAGGCCUUUCAAAGCUAUUGGAUGACAUUUUAGAAGAUGAUAAUUUCUUGCUAGAGUUUAUUCAGAUUUUACAUCAAGAUUCUUACAACUCAGGUGAAUCCCUCUUCAUCGCUUCACAGUUAGAAGAUGGGAAAGACGUCCAGAUAGGUAAAAGUAUCAGCCUUUUCCUCCUCUUGAUGAAUAAUGACUGUGUGUUACAACUAACCUGCCAGGAUAUUUACGACAUUAUACAGAAACUUAUAGCAUACAAUUUUAUUCGUAAACAUGACUACGAGCAAUUACAGUGUAAAAAAUAUAAACCACUUCAUCUAUUUUUGGAAAUGUUUCGAUCCAUUAAACAUUAUGAACCGAAGUGGUUCCCAACAUUCAUCUGUCUUCUUAAAGAAAAGAAACCAAAUGUAUUUGAUUUGAACUCCAAUGCAAAAGGUUGGAAAAAAACUGCAAGUUCUUCUGUGGACAUGCUUGAGGAUUUGAAAAACAUUACAGCAAUUCACAAAGACGUCAACAUACCAGACAAUGAUUCUGUUGUGUCAAGUCUGUCAAGCCUUUCCACAAGUUCAGAAAGUUGUUCCAUUUACUCAGAUAAAAGUGAAAGUAAUUUGACUGGAAUUCUUACACCAUCUUUUGUAUUACAAGAGAAAAAUCUCCUCUCUAAAGUUGCACAUCCAGACAUUUGGAAAGAUCUUGACAGUUUAGGCAUUCUGGACUUUUCACAAAUCAUCUGUGAUGAUUUCUCUGAAGGUUGUACAGAUAUGGAGAUGGAUUCAGGUUGCCCACUGUCCAAAACUGAAGAAAGAAGAGUUUUGGCUUUAAAAGAUUACCAAUUAGAGUUGACAAACCAUGCAGUCAAGGGAAAGAACACCAUUAUCUAUGCACCUACUGGGUCAGGAAAAACAAUUGUUGCAAUAUACAUUAUAUUAAAACAUCUAGAGAGAAGAAGAACUAAGAAACCAGUUGCAUUUUUCGCUACAACAAUUCCUCUGGUAAAACAACAGUACUCAAGGAUAACAUAUUAUUUACAGGAUAAAUAUAAGGUCCUACAGGUGACCAGUGAGAAUGACUACAGUAUGAGUCUAAAUAUGAUUUUGUCUGGCUAUGAUGUAGUGGUUAUGACUCCCAAAAUACUAGAGAACCAUUUCAGAAAAUCCUAUUUACAUAUCAGUGACUUUUCCGUGCUUGUGUUUGAUGAAUGUCAUCAUACUCAUAAGAAGGAACCUUAUCUCAACCUUAUGUCUUUCUAUUUGAAAGCUAAGAAACAAAGCAAUGCAGAGGAAUCAAAAGUCAGUUUACCACAGAUUAUUGGUCUCACUGCAUCCAUCAGUAUCGGAAAGGCAAAGAUUUUUGUGGAAGCUGUGAAAAACAUUCUAAAAGUCUGCGCAAAUCUUGAUGCUGAAAAAGUAUCAACAGUGGUGAAAUAUGAAGCACAGCUGAAAGCAGAUGUGAAUGAGCCUGAAGAGGAGCUACAUUUGUUGUCUGACACCAGUAACAUGGACAUAGUUAAAGAGCUCAAGAAACAGAUGUCAAAGCUUGAGGAAAGACUUGACUAUAACAGCAAAGACAUUGAAUGUCUUGAAACACUUGUUUGUAGCAGGCCAAAAGAUCAAUUAAGUCCACAGUAUGGGCAGUGGGCAAUGGAUGUCUUCACCAGAACCAGAUUAAUCAAACCUUCUGACCCACUGCACACUAAAUAUGUGACCAAUAUAAUGACCAUUGCUGAUUACCUACUAGCCUACAACAUUGCUGUUGAAAUGCUUAUUCUUGUCCAUAUCAAGGAUGUUUUACAGUUUUUAGCUAAUUAUUUGGGAAAAUAUAGAAAAAGUAAAGAUUCAGCCACUGAAGAAAUUAUUUACUAUGAGAGUUUUUUAAACAUCAAACAAUUACUGGAACAUAAAGAAGAUUCUGAAAGUCAAAAUCUUAACAUCUUGAAAGAAAAAUUAAUGGAGAAUCUUGUUUUGAAAGAUUCCACUUCGUGUGGCAUUGUUUUUGUUCGGACCAGAGCUAUGACAGAGUCACUAACAUCUUGGAUCAAUCAGUGUGGAGAUCUCAGCCCACUUCGAGCUAGAGCUUUUAUUGGGACAGCCUCCAUGUUAAAUCAUAGAGGUUUGAGUCAGUCGGAACAAGAAGAAAUCAUUCAACUAUUUGGUUCAGGGCAAGUUAGGCUGCUUGUUGCUACCAGUGUUUGUGAUGAAGGAUUAGAUAUACCUGCCUGUAGUCUAGUCAUUAUUUAUAACCAUGUUGGGAAUGAAGUCACAUCAUUGCAGAGAAAAGGAAGAGCUAGACAAAAAGGUGGCAAAUGUAUUCUGUUAGCAACAAAAGCAAGCUACAAUAAAGAGUUAGUCAACCAAAAGAAGCGGAAGUGGAUGUUGCAAGCAAUUAGAUAUAUUUCAAAAAUGACGCCUCAGAAAGUAACUGAAUCAAACACAAGCCAACAAGAUAAAAUUCUAAAAGAUACUGACAAAAUUUCUUUUGAUAUGGGUACUGGUAUAUCAAAGGAAAUUCCAUUUAAAAUGAUGUGCUCAUAUUGUAAAUCUCUAGUCAUUGAAAGUAAAAAUGUGAAAGUUUUUUUACAAUCACAUAGAGUCGCUGUGGAUAGUAAUAUCUUAAAGCAGGUUAAAGUUUUUCCAUUGCAAUCAGCAUUGAAUGGAAAAAACUCUCAAAGUAUUGGAGCUGUGUACUGCAAUAGUAGAAACUGCAUCAACAAACUGGGAACUAUGAUGGUUCUUGCAAGAGCUCCAUUUGUUGUUCUGAAAGCAGAGAAUCUGGUUUUUGAUUCUGAGGAACAUGUGCAACAAACUGACACUCGUAGAUUCUCACUGAAAUAUUGCCAUUUCAGACAAUGGAAUAAAGUUCCUUACAAACUGGAAGAUCUUGAAACUAAAGAUAUACUGAGCUAUUUGUCUCAGCUUUCACAAGCAAUUCACAAAGAUACAGCAGAGUGUUCUACAUAGUAGUUCAAGUUUAUUUAAUAGUCUAAUGGAGUGUCCAGUUGUACUUAUCUUACCAUCUAGAAUGAUGCACUUGAUGUUACUGUGUAAGAUAAGAUAUUAAAUCCUAACCUUAUGCUCAACUUAUACAUGAUAGUAUUUAGAACAUUUGUAUAAUCAGAUGACUGUUAACAGAUUUCAGUUUAGAAGUUUUACUUAGUUAUAGAACAGUGCUUUUUUUUUUCAUGUAGUAAAAGAUCUUUAGACCAACAUUAACAUUAUUAAAAUCAGUUUGUGUUAGUGAUAUAUUCAUUACUGAAACAGAUGACUUUCAAAUUGCAGUUUUAAGUAAAGGACACCUUUUUAUUUUGCUUUGCAUUAGAUUAGUAUAAAUUUAUUUUUGACAUAUUUGAUGUGGCAAAAAAAUUUGCGCCAAAAUGGUCUUACUUUGCCAAAAAGAGCUUAGAUAGAAAAGGAAAGCAACAUAAUGUAACAACUCUGCCCCUGCAGUGGUUCUUAUGAUGCGCACCAGUACACUAUUUGGAAUGGAACAUGAAUGGACUAAGUAUGGCUGUGUACUACAAAUGCAGAUUGUCUGAUUUGUUUUGUGUAUUCUAUUAAACCUGUGUCAUUGUUAUUUCAUCCUUUGUUCAGUUGCUGUCUUAGAUUUAAUACAAGAAAAGUGUUAAAGAAACUUGCACAAGUAAUAUACAGCUGUCUAAUUAUAACUUUAGAUAUUUGAGAUGGACAUGGUAAAACAUAAUGUUUGUGUUUGAACUGCAGAGUUGGCAGAGUAAUGGUGAUGCAGUCACUGGCUAGAGUUAUCUUGUGUUGUAAAUGUUAAAAAUUGUAUAAAAUGUAUUGAAACAUUAACACCAAUCUAGUUA
Messenger RNA from Biomphalaria glabrata, 4589 nucleotides. Its product is annotated as antiviral innate immune response receptor RIG-I-like. The transcript is spliced from 20 exons. Gene Ontology annotation, molecular function: ATP binding; nucleic acid binding. Bases 610 to 3726 code for a protein of 1038 amino acids. NCBI's taxonomy places the organism in Eukaryota, Metazoa, Mollusca, Gastropoda, Planorbidae. The record is from RefSeq and is a predicted model, not a curated record. Gene Ontology annotation, cellular component: cytoplasm.